AUGGGGUGCUGUUUCAUGUGCGAAGACAAAUGCCUCACUUUUGAGGGCACUUUGCGCAGAUUACUAGCGACAAAGACAACGGCAAGUGGUAGACCAAGAGAGUACCACAUCAAAGGUUUUGGGUUUGCACUUCAGAUUUGGGCUUUUGAGGUGUUUCUAGCUUUGGCUGCACUGCAUUUUGUCGUGCACGAAGAGAAUGGCCACAUCCCUCAUAUACUACAAUGGAGAAGCAAUACUUCGACUCGUUUUCAUGAGCUAAUGAGCCAAGUUGAUGUGCAACUUCUCCGCCCAAGUGUAAUUGACAAGCAACAGCCCUAUUGGACUUGGGGUGACAGUGUUGACAACAAUGAAGAAAUUGUAGAAUUGUUUGUUGAUGAGGCCGAAGAAAAAACCAGCAUUUCUGUUGAACAAAAAGAUGAUGAAUUUGAUGAAGCUGUUAUCCUUCCGUCGUUUUCUAAGGUAAGCAUGACAAGACCCUCCCCGAAUCUCCUCGGAAACCGGGACGGACCCCGUCUAAAUUCCGACAUCACCCUGAUGCCGAGCCCACAUACUAAAGACUGA
Prunus armeniaca (apricot) is the source of this 561-nucleotide messenger RNA. Lineage: Eukaryota; Viridiplantae; Streptophyta; Magnoliopsida; Rosales; Rosaceae. The record is from the annotation of a GenBank genome assembly.